AUGCAUAAUAAAACAUCUGACUCAGCGGAAUAUGAUCAUGGAAAUCGAUCGAUACGAAAAUCAAAAUCUACCUCAAAUUUAUCAAUUAUAUCGAAGAAAAAAUCGAACAAUAUUCCACCAGUUAAAAUUGAAGUUGAUGUUGAUACUAAAUUAGAAAAUAAUAAGUCAUCACCAAUAGGAAACAAAAUAAAUGGAAAUGCAUCACCAAAUCAUCGGCGUCGUCCAAAACGUUCCUCAAUAAAUAAUAAUUGUCUUCUGUCAACAGUUACUAAUGUGCAUGAGUUAAUGUCAUUUGUAAUUUAUAAAGAUAAUCCACCCACUUGGUUAAAACAAUCAGAUCUAUAUAAAGAAUAUAUAAAUAAGUCUCAACAAAUAAAUGCAGAGAAUAUUUCAUCAGGAUCACCUCCACAUUAUCAUCGACAGUCGCAUCGUAAACAACGUUGUAAUCUUCAAAUGUACGCACGAUCAGGUCAAUCUUGGCCAUCAAUAUCACCGUCACCAUUGAUAAGUCCAAUAAUAGAUAGUCGUUCUAAAACAAGAAAUCAUUCGAAUGAAUCAAUACAUAAAUUAAAACGUGAAACAAAUAUUUCACCUAUACAUUCAUCAUCAUCAAUGGUUGAUUUAUCGACUCCAUUAAAUAUUUCUAUAAAACAAGAUCCAAUUGUAGAAAAUUCAUUAUUAAUUACAAAUAAAUCAAAAACAUUGAAACAACAAACAUCAACGAUUACGACAAGAAGACAACAUAUGUUAUGUAAGAAGAAAACUCCUCAAAAUGGAAUACGUCGUCGACAAUGUAUGAACAGUGUAGAAAAUCAAGAACCAUUAGAAAAUAAAGAUUCGUCAUCGUCAUCUGAGCAUGACAGUAAUACAUCAACAGCAUCGUCAUCGUCAAUUCAACAUACAUCUCCAUCACCUACAACAACUGUUUCAGGUUCAUCAUCACAUAAUUCCAGUCCAACGGAAUAUAUGCGUGGGAAUAGAUCAAUAAAUACUCGACUUUCUUCACCAUUGCGUAUUCAAACAAGUAUUUCACCGCAUGCACAAUCAUUAUCAACACCACAACGUCGUUCAGCACGUAUAUGGGCACCAUCAAAUUUUUAUAUUAAUCCAAUGUGGAUUUUACCGGGUGCUGCCGUGACAUCAAAACGAUUACUUGUACAAAAUACAUCAUCAUCUCCAUCACCACCACCGUCUGAAUCUAAUAAACGUCCAAGACGACGAUGUCGCUCUUAG
Molecule: messenger RNA, 1233 nt
Organism: Adineta steineri
Lineage: Eukaryota; Metazoa; Rotifera; Eurotatoria; Adinetida; Adinetidae
Source: the annotation of a GenBank genome assembly